Haplochromis burtoni (Burton's mouthbrooder) is the source of this 4983-nucleotide messenger RNA. RefSeq names its product zinc finger translocation-associated protein (gene zfta). The transcript has 5 exons. Gene Ontology annotation, biological process: negative regulation of DNA-templated transcription. Lineage: Eukaryota; Metazoa; Chordata; Actinopteri; Cichliformes; Cichlidae. The record is from RefSeq and is a predicted model, not a curated record. Bases 508 to 2451 code for a protein of 647 amino acids.
UGUCGCGGCUGUGGGACAACAGCAGCAGCAGCUUACCGGUAUUAGCGCCUGCUGCUCCCUCUGCCCCCCCGGGGUGGGUGUGCAUCGUCGUAGCUGCUACUGUCUCUUUAAAUUUACCCAGGAGCCCCUUAAGGAGCCCCAGGGGCCCCUAGUCCGGCUCCCCACCCUGAAGACAAGCAAGAGCCUAAAAAUUCAUGAGUAGAGGCCUGAGCCGAGGCGCCUCCACCGAGCACCGCGGAGCAGCGGCCCUUUUCGCCGGUGGAUUUAUGAUUGUGUGCUUGCAUGAAAAGUUAACUUGGCUCCCGUGCGGGGCGCGUGGGGGGACCGCGGAGAGCACGGGCUCCUCGGCGGUGGGCUCGUUAUAGAGCGCCUGGCAGAUGCGUGUCGAACGCUGCGGAGCGGCGAGAACGUGUUGUUGUUGUCAGGGUGACAUGCCCCACGACGGCGACACGACCCACUGAACGAAGCACCGCCAACCACGACUAAAGCGAGAGCAGCGAUCCAGUGAUGGAAGAGAAAGGAGCGGGGCAGGGGCAGCCCGUGAAGCUCCGCUGUGCCUAUCAGCCGGAGCUGCUCUCAUUAAUGACAAGCGGGCAGGAGGAAACCACGCAGGAGGAGAGCGAGUUAGUAGACGGUCUUGCCAAUGGCCAUGGAGAGGUGGAAUCAGAGAGCGGUGUGGCCACGCCUGUCAGGUCACCAAGCACCAGCUACUGGAGCAUCACAGAGAGCCCAGAUCACCCCCUCCUCCUCUCCCUGGCCCCGGGGCCCUCUGGAGCCAAACCCAGGGUGCAGAGAGCCUCGCGUCCAGGCCUGAGCCGGAUUCCAGGCCGUGACCACCGCCGGUACUACCACGAGUACUGGCGCAGCGAGUACCUGAUGGACUUUGACCCCCAGAGGCACGGCAUGAUCUGCAUGGUGUGCGGUAGUUCAUUGGCCACUCUGAAGCUCAGCACUAUCAAGAGGCACAUCAGACAGAAGCACCCAGACUCCCUGCUGUGGAGCGCUGCUGACAAAGAGGUGAUCCGCUCGGGGUGGGAGAGCCACCUGAGUUUGGGGGGAGGGCAGAAGUUAUACAGCCCUGCUUCGGCACCCUCACUCCAGGGCGAAGAGGACACUAGGCACUCAGGUCACCAGACUGGAGCAGAAACUGCAGACCCUGUGACAGCCCAGGAGCAAACGCAGCAGCCCAUCAGCCUGACUCCCUGCUCUGUGGAGGGCGAAGCCCCGCAGCCUAAAGAAGAGGAGCAGUACCUGCCCGAGCCGUCAGCGCAGAUCUUGGAACGCUAUCUGAACGACUCGCUGCAUGCCUGGUUCCGUCAGGAGUUCUUGAUGGAGUACGAGUCUCAUGCCGGUCGGCUGCUGUGCAUGGUGUGUGGAGCGGUGCUGCCCUCGCUUCACCUGGACCACAUAAAGAGCCACCUGCUGGACACCCACCCUAACUCACUGGUGUACAGCUCUGAGGAGAAACACUGCAUCCUUCAGGCCUGGACUCAGACUCACGCAGAAGAAGCGGAGCACUCAAACAAAUCAGAGACCAACACCAAAGAUGGCACUGUGGGGCUCUUCUCUGAGGACGUGGAAACCAUCCAGAUCAACACUGACGUGUACACGGAGGGCGACGGCACUUUCACUCAGGACACUUGUCUUAUUGGUGAGGACGGCGGUGUCGGAGUUCCCCAGCAGGGUCUGCAGCCCUUCCGGCAGCCUAAGAAGAGGAGGCUACACGGGGGCGACCCGUGGCGGCUGCGUCUGGACUAUCUGGUGGCCUACGGGCCUCAAGGCCAGGGCAUGUUCUGUAUGGUGUGUUCUCAGGUCCUGCAUGAAACCAAGGUUAGCAGCUUCCGCCGCCACAUCCAGGAAUGUCACCCGGAGACCACAACCCUGAGCCGACAGGAAAGGGAAGCCAUGGCUGCAGCCUGGACCAAAGAUUACCCCAGUGAAGGCAUGCAGAUCCAAGAUGAAAUCAACCCCAGUGAAGUUGAUGUCCUCAGUACCGCAGGAGAGACAAAUGAAGACGCCUCCCCUGAUGUCAAAAUACCCAGCAAACUGGUGAUAAAGGAGGAAGCUGUGGGCGAAGCCAAGGGCAAAUCAAAGGAUAGCAGCGCUGCAAACACACCUUCUCGUCAUGGUCAUUACCCCGGCAAGGACCAGAGGAGGAACUACCAGGUGCGCUGGCGGACGGAUUACUUGAUGGAUUACGACUGUAGGAGGCACGGGCUGAUCUGCAUGGUGUGUGGAGCCACUCUGGCCACACUGAAGGUCAGCACUAUUAAAAGGCAUGUUCAGCAGGUCCACCCUCACUCGCUGUAUUUCAGCGCAGUGGAAAAGCAGCAGGCCCUGCAGAGCUACAACCAGACUGCCCUGCAUUUCAUCCAUUCUGACGACUGCUUUUCACCCCGGGACCACGGACAUACUGAGCUGGCCCCCACUUCAGCACACUUGGACACUUAAGAAGGGCUUCUGUCUGUUGCUCCUUACAUGACUUCAGAAACAGCCCUCCUUGUUCUCUUGAAGGGAAAUUCAGGUAUUUGUAAUUUGUAAAAGACUGCAAUUUCCCUUUAAGUCGGCAUCUGGGAGUACUGCUGUGGCUAAAGGACAAUAACGGGUGUCACAUGGGAAUCGACAACAAUACAAAUAUCGCGCAGCCUAAAACAAAAUCAAAGUGCAGCCACUCAUUUGAAACUAAAGCUUUUUUGCACAUCGCCUGUUUUACCUGAGGACCUCACAAGAUUUGGGGAAAUUAUUGCUUUAGAUGUACAAAAUGUAUGUUUUGCUUAUGUAUUUAUUUCCUAGCUUUGUAUCUGUUGGUACUUUAAAUAUAAAUCAACAUGAACCCAAGUGGGUGGUCCUCUGGCGCAAUCGGAUAAUAUCUCUGAAUCUGCGGACACAAACUGUAGAGUAACGCUAAGAUACUUUUAAAAAGUAAUUUAUAGAAAAAUGAGAUGGGGCUCAUGCUAUCGGUCCAGUCACAUUCACUGCUAAUGUGGCUAACAUUGAACAUAGAUGGAUCUUCUUUUUGUUGGGGGGACAUUCGCUUUUCACAUCCCAAGAAUUGAUGCAGUGUUCUCUUUGGCAGCCAACAACAAAACAUUUCUGCUUUGCUUCUAGCUAGCUGCUAGCAGCUAGCUGCAUGUGAAUUUAAUCUGCUCCUUAGCCUUUUUGGGCGUACCAAACUAGCUGCUAAUGUGCUAAUAAGCCAGUUUUGUUCAAAGUAGAUGGGGUCCCCAGGUACAGGCGCAUACAGAGCAGCAUUUAUGAUGCCGACAUUUAACAGCCAAGCCUACUAGUUAUGUUUAUGUCAGAAUCAUAUCAAUGCAUGGACUUAAUACUUUGUGAAGUUUGACCAAGGCAAGAUAUUAGCCGUGUUGCACCUGCAGCUUUCAGCUGCAACUGCUCCUCUGGAGAAUAAAAUGCCCCACAAAAGAACUGAAAGUAAUGGGACAGUUAUGUCUUUGAUAACCUUUUGCCUAAUUAUUUAGCUUGCUAACUGGCAGGUAGCAGUUUCCUACCAGCUAACGUAGCGGCACUGUUACGUUUGAUGUUCUGAUUCCUGUCCUCCAAAAAGGAAAGCUUUACUGAAUGCUGAAUGCUUUGAUUUUAGUGUAAACACAACAAAGAUUUCCAGUGUAAACAUCCCAAAAUGGCAACAAACUCCUCAAAUUCCACUUUGAGGUCACCAGGGCCACCCUCUUCCUGGGCUAGCUAGCGCGCAGACAGAAUUAGCAGUUCAUGUUGUGCGUCUCAUGCGGGCUGGUUCAGGAAAAACAGAAGUAACUUUCUGGUCUGAAUCAAUGUAAAUGUGGAAGAUUUAAACACGGAUACUCGUUCACAGCAGACAUGUUUGGUUUGUCAGAGGAGGAAAAGGUCAGGCAAGCUCGGAGAGGACUUCUAGUACCGAUGCCCUAUUUUGCAUUUCUAAAGAAAGGCAUUCAGUUAUGCAAUAAAAUAUAAUAACUUAUCGAUCCUACGCUUGAUCUCGCCACAAAGUUUCAUGAUGCUCGGCAGUGCUCGCUAACAGACAAAAGGGGUGAGCAAGUUGCUGACUGAGUGAGUGGAAAUGAGCCAUUGGUUUCCCUGCUGCAAGUCAAAAUGUUUGUUCCUUUGAUACCCAACGAGUAUCUGGACUUUAGCACUUAUGGCACAGUGAACUCCUGGAAAUGUGGCAUUGUGGGGGCCUGAGUCUUCUCUCAGGAAGUAAGAAACAGAGUGCUCAGUGAGGCGAACAAGAAAACUGAGUCAAAUUUAAGACAACUCAGCACUUUGUCCCCUAAAAUGUACUAAACCCCAAAUGUCCUUGUGUGCAUCCAAUAGAAUUAAACUAUGUUUGGUGUUAUUGCUGAAGACAAUGAAUGGCAGCGUGCAGUCACUGGGUUCACAUCACUCCAGUCUAUUUAAUCUCUUGUUUACAGAGGAGGAAGAGGAGGCCCUCUUCUCACUUAUCCUCAGCAUUUGGCAUCAACAUCAGCCUGAAUCAUUUUGUUAGCUAAAAGCUGUACAAAAAUAUGUAAAUAUGAAUGAUUAUUUCUUUAUAUGAGCACUUUGAUGCAGCCUGGUUUCUACAGUCUCUGUUUGUAAUUAUAUCCAGUUUUUCUACCUUAUUCCAAACAGCGUCAUUUUUCAACACUUGGAGCGAAGCUCGUUGAACUUCUGCCUUCACUUUGAAUCCCUCGCUUCAGCUCUGGUACCGCUUCAUAUUUUUCGUUCACUGUACAAAGUUUAUGCAACGAAGAAAACUGAAGAUUAAUUAUUUGGAAAAGAAAAGUCUGCCAUAACCAGUUCUUCACCUGGAAAUUGUACCUCAGGGAUUUUGUUUUCAUCGACAGCCCUUUCACAUAAUCGUUCUCACCUUGUAGGCUGUCGAUGUACUGAUGGAAGAGUCAGGAUUGGUUGUACAGGUGGGAGAAAUAUGAGAACCUGGGCCACUGAAAACAGAAGUCUAAAAAUGUUACUUUUUUAUUGUAUUUUUAAGAAGUUGUGCUUUCA